This is a messenger RNA of Musa acuminata subsp. malaccensis (wild Malaysian banana), 2209 nucleotides long. RefSeq names its product plant intracellular Ras-group-related LRR protein 5-like. The record is from RefSeq and is a predicted model, not a curated record. Lineage: Eukaryota; Viridiplantae; Streptophyta; Magnoliopsida; Zingiberales; Musaceae. Gene Ontology annotation, biological process: signal transduction. Gene Ontology annotation, molecular function: protein binding.
UUUAAAAACCCAUCGACUCACCAUUGGGCCACACGAGUCUCUCUUUCUCUCUUUGUCUUUCUGAGUUCUGAGAGAGAGAGAUAGAGCAGAUGAAUUCGGAAGCAAUGGGGACGCCAUCAAAGCCAAGGCCUCCUGGUGUGGUUGAGGCUGUGGAGGAGAUCAUGAGGAUCUACAGGUCCCUGCCACCAAGACCUUCCAUAGAGGAAGUGGAGGCAGCCAUGGCUGUGAUCAGAACUGCAGACAGUGAAGAGGAGGCGAGGAUUGCGGAAAUUGGCAAGAUCCAGAAGCCCCCGGAUGUUCCAGAGGAGCUCUUCCUUGUGCUGCAGGAGGUGAGGAACAACUUGAUCCUGUUGCAGGGCCAGGAGCAGAGGAGGGAGGCCAUGACUGUGGUGGAGCUGGAUAAGAGGUUCCAGGUGUUUGACGAGCUCAUACAGAGGGCUUCCGAGCUGGUCUCAUCAGAGGAAGGUGGAGGAGUCUGUGAGGAGAAGGAAUUCAAGGCUGAUUUUAACGUGGAGGUGCCUAGAAUUGGUAGGAGUUUGAGUUUGGUCAAGGAGGAGACUGAUGAGAAGGGGGAACAAGAUGUUUCCCAUGUGCUUGUUCAUUCCUCCUCAAAGUCUCAAGUCCCUUCAGCUAAUGGUGACACAAAAAAGUUAAGUCUCAUCCAAGUGGCAAGCUUAAUCGAGACUUCAGCAAAGAAAGGAAUUGGAAUUCUUGAUCUCCAGGGCAAGUUGAUGGACCAAAUUGAGUGGCUUCCAAACUCACUCGGAAAACUGCAAGAUGUUGUUGAACUGAAUUUAUCGGAGAAUCGAAUCAUGGCACUUCCAACAUCUAUUGGAAGCCUGAGGUCCUUAAAAAAGCUUGAUAUCCACUCAAACCAGCUGAUAAACUUACCUGACUCAUUUGGAGAACUAUCCAAUUUGGUUGAUCUCGAUUUGCAUGCAAAUCGACUAAAAUCACUGCCUUCGACAUUUGGGAAUCUUACGAGUCUAGCCAAUCUUGAUCUGAGUUCGAACCAGCUGUCUGUGCUCCCAGAGACAAUAGGAAACCUAACAAACUUGAGAAGCUUGAAUGUUGAGACAAAUGAACUGGAAGAGCUUCCUUACACUAUCGGGUCAUGUACUGCGCUCGUUGAGCUCAGACUGGACUUUAAUCAUUUAAAAGCACUGCCUGAAGCAGUUGGAAAGCUUGAAUGCUUGGAAAUCCUUAUAUUGCAUUAUAAUAGAGUCAAAUCCUUACCGACCACUAUGGCUUCACUUUCUAAACUGAAAGAACUCGAUGUCAGCUUCAACGAGCUUGAGUCGAUACCCGAGAGCCUUUGUUUUGCCACUAGUCUAGUGAAGUUAGAUGUCGGAAGGAACUUUGCAGAUUUGACGGCAUUACCCCGAUCAAUUGGAAAUCUAGAGAUGCUAGAAGAGCUGGACAUAAGCAGCAACCAGAUAAGGACACUGCCUGAUUCUUUCAGACUACUGUCAAAGCUUAGAGUGUUCAAUGCGGAUGAGACUCCACUGGAAGUACCACCAAGGCAUGUGGUUAAGCUGGGAGCUCAGGCUGUGGUUCAGUACAUGGCCGAUUUGGUUUCAGGGAGGACGGCGAAUGUUGAACAGGCAAGAAGGCCAAGAGGAUUCUGGUUUUGGCUGUGCUCAUUAUGUACGACCUCGGAGGAAGAAUGAAAAGGCAGGCAUGGCAUCCAUUAAAAAACAGGAACCCCCCAUGAUUCCUUCUGGUCCUUGUACAUUGGUUUUGUUCUACUGUAAGCUUGAUCUUCUUUUUUCUGGGUUCGAAGACACUCACUUGUCUGUAAGAUCGAACUGCGAUGUCAUGUUUUUGGUCCUUGGCAUGGUCAUUCAUUUAGAAAGAACAACUACAAUGUUCUUCACAUACAUUUGGCAUCAGCCUUUGAUGGUGUUUCUCCUAUCAUUGUCUUUUGUACAGAUGCAAAUGCUACCUGUGAGGUGUGUGCAUUCCAAGCCUCCGGAAUUCUCUUCAGCUCGCUGGUAGCUUCUACAUGACACCACGUUGUUACAUUGCUUGGGAGCUUAGUGGUCCAUUGAGUCUGCAGAGAAGCUUUGGCAUCUUUCACUCAUUUGGUGCAGACAGUGAUGUUUUGUAAUGAGCAGCUCAGCCAUGGCUGUGUGUGUUUUCUUUGUUUUUCAGCAAAGGAAUUUUUUAUUUUAACUGAAAAUAAAGAUUCUGUGAGUGGUGUCGGAUC